Messenger RNA from Prunus persica (peach), 815 nucleotides. Its product is annotated as 40S ribosomal protein S14. Gene Ontology annotation, molecular function: small ribosomal subunit rRNA binding; structural constituent of ribosome; mRNA 5'-UTR binding. The coding region runs from base 126 to 578 and encodes 150 amino acids. The transcript has 6 exons. Gene Ontology annotation, cellular component: cytosolic small ribosomal subunit; ribosome. NCBI's taxonomy places the organism in Eukaryota, Viridiplantae, Streptophyta, Magnoliopsida, Rosales, Rosaceae. Gene Ontology annotation, biological process: ribosomal small subunit assembly; translation; maturation of SSU-rRNA from tricistronic rRNA transcript (SSU-rRNA, 5.8S rRNA, LSU-rRNA). The record is from RefSeq and is a predicted model, not a curated record.
UUCUCUGAUAUAAAAGCGAAGCAGGCACAAACGCCUCACUCCUCUGCUUAGGGUUUUUAUAGCUGACAAAAGCGCACCAAGAGCCUCCUCGAAAACCUAGCACCCAAUCUCAUCACUUCGCAGCCAUGUCAAGGAGGAAGGUUAGGGAACCAAAAGAAGAAAACGUUACGCUUGGUCCUACCCUCAAGGAUGGAGAAUAUGCCUUUGGUGUGGCACACAUUUUUGCGUCAUUUAAUGACACAUUCAUUCAUGUGACAGAUCUGUCAGGAAGAGAAACCUUGGUGCGCAUAACUGGUGGUAUGAAGGUGAAAGCUGACAGAGAUGAGUCUUCCCCGUAUGCAGCUAUGCUUGCAGCACAGGAUGUUGCACAGAGAUGCAAGGAACUAGGUAUUACUGCUCUUCAUAUCAAGCUCCGUGCUACUGGUGGUAACAAAACCAAAACCCCUGGUCCAGGUGCCCAGUCUGCCCUCCGUGCCCUUGCUCGUUCUGGAAUGAGAAUUGGUCGUAUAGAGGAUGUGACUCCAAUUCCUACUGAUAGCACCCGUAGAAAGGGCGGCCGAAGAGGAAGGAGGCUGUAAAGCUUGCACUUCUUAUCUGGUCAGACCUGUUUGUCAUGGUGGUUGCUGGAUUAUGGGUCUCAGAAACUAGGAGCUGUUACUUUCAGUUUUGAGACUAGCUUUUGACUAUGUGGUUGCUAAAGAUUUAUAUUUUCAAUUAAUUUAGAAAGAGUUUAUGAGACUCUUGAAGUUUUUGUUUGUUAUCCGUACUUUGUUAAUGUGGUCUGCAAUGAGCUAUCUUAUGGCACGUUUUUGCAC